Lachancea nothofagi CBS 11611 is the source of this 357-nucleotide messenger RNA. NCBI's taxonomy places the organism in Eukaryota, Fungi, Ascomycota, Saccharomycetes, Saccharomycetales, Saccharomycetaceae. The record is from the annotation of a GenBank genome assembly.
AUGGCUGGACGUCAACUGAGCUAUGAAGAGUUGGUACACCAUAUUGUAAGCGGAACACCAGUUCCUAAUAUUUUGCAUGUCCCUAAUGUGACUCUAGACGCAUCCCUUAGUAAAGAAUCAAACAUACGGCCGCGAGCUAAACCAUGGGAAAAGCCUUGCACAGCAAGCAUACCAGAAAAAGCUUCCAAAGAAUCUUCCGCUGCAGUAUUUCCAGAUCAGGAGUACGUUCAGCGAUCACAGAGCUUAGAGAGCCUUUCAAAAUACUAUUCAAUGGAGACUGAGUUUGAGCAGCAAAUGCAGCGGUUCUUGAGCGAAAACGAGGGCACAAAUAGUAGCACAGUCUCGCGACAGCUGUGA